AUGGCAAGAUCAGGUCAUUCCACUCAGUUGACUUUCACUUCUGGAAGACAUAGGGCGUGUCAACCGCAGACACAGAAGCUCAUGGAUAAUGAAAUUUCGGAGUUGAAGAACUACCUUCCUGAGUGGACUUUGGCGAAAAGGAAUGAGAAAAGGGCAGUUUUCACUGCCAUAGCUAGGGCUGCCAGGCUAUUUGCUCCCAAGGUCGACCAAGCACAAUGGAAGAAGAGGAAGCAGAUGUACAAGACAUGGUUGUUCAACAACCAGAAAAAGAAGGAGAGGAAGGACAUGAUAAAGUAUGGGAGUAAAUGGACUCCUAGGCAGGUGAUCUACCAGCAGAAAUGGGAGGAGGUGCUGAAGAGGAUUGAGGACGAGUCCGGGGCAAAGCCAGGAGGUCCCAGCAGCUGUAAAAGAGUCAUGGCUGAAUUGUCUGACGACGAGUUGGAGAAGGCAAAAGACACGGCUGAAGAAUGGUCCAACAACUUUCCUCCUCCCGAGAUACAAGCACAAGUGGCUCGUAAGAAGGGAUGGGCGUAUAUGGAGCACUUUUCGAAGGAGAUGUGGAGGCAAUGUGGGAUGAGAGUGUUUGUGAUGUCGGCGUGGAAGAAUGAACAGGGAGAGGUGCUGUUCGGGAUGCACGAUGAUAACGAGGCAUUAGGAGAUGGGGAAAGUGCCGGGGCACAAGAUGUGCUUCCCGACAUCACCGAAACGAAACUCGAGGAGAAGAAAGCCAUUGUCAGAGCAUUUCUCACAUCUCACUAUUAUGAGUCCAUCAUCGCAACACCCCGAACAUUUGUUGAAUGCAUUUAUACAGGUAUCUGUUCCGGGAUUGACAAGGCAGUUGUGCCAUGGAGUGCCAUCAUACAAAGUCAGGAUGACUUUGUGGCAAGAAAGUAUGUUCUGGUGGAUGUGGACUUGAAGGAACCUUCGAAGUUGCAACAUUGGGACACGACCGCCUUACUGAAUUUCUGGUAUGCUCGGCAGGAGAAAGGGGAAGGUCCAACAUUCCUGUUCAAAGCAUGGAAGAACAGAGAUGGGGACAUGGUAGCCUCGGUUGUAUCUAGGGAUUCGCCUUCUCAUCGGACUCGUAAAGUCAGACAAGUUAUGAUCCGAAGGCCUCAGAAUUCGGCAACCGAAACUGACAGUGAUCCCGAGACCGAUCACGAGAGUGAUCCAGAGAGCAAUCCCGAGGGCAACACUCAUCAGAUGGAGGAUGAUGCUGAUGAUGACGCAUUAGAAGCACAUGAAGGGACAGCGGGUCCCACAUGCAAUUCCAAAGCCUCGCCUGGUCAAUGCAGGGAAGACUGGUGCACUGCUGACAUCACGAAUGGGCGACCUCCUGACUGGACUGACUGA
Suillus subalutaceus is the source of this 1353-nucleotide messenger RNA. RefSeq lists its product as uncharacterized. NCBI's taxonomy places the organism in Eukaryota, Fungi, Basidiomycota, Agaricomycetes, Boletales, Suillaceae. The record is from RefSeq and is a predicted model, not a curated record. The transcript is spliced from 7 exons. Bases 1 to 1353 code for a protein of 450 amino acids.